This is a messenger RNA of Chrysochloris asiatica (Cape golden mole), 936 nucleotides long. Its product is annotated as olfactory receptor 2M4-like. Gene Ontology annotation, cellular component: membrane. The coding region runs from base 1 to 936 and encodes 311 amino acids. The record is from RefSeq and is a predicted model, not a curated record. Gene Ontology annotation, molecular function: olfactory receptor activity; G protein-coupled receptor activity. The transcript has a single exon. Lineage: Eukaryota; Metazoa; Chordata; Mammalia; Afrosoricida; Chrysochloridae. Gene Ontology annotation, biological process: G protein-coupled receptor signaling pathway.
AUGACAUGGGGAAAUGAGACCUACUACUUUGAAUUCAUCCUUUUGGGAAUUUUCAGUCACAGUCCGCCCCACAUCUUCCUCUUCUCUCUUGUCCUGGGGAUCUUCAUAAUAGCCUUCCUGGAAAACACUACAAUGGUUCUUAUCAUUUACCUGGACACCCAACUCCACACCCCCAUGUACUUCCUCCUCAGCCAACUCUCCAUUAUGGACCUGAUGCUCAUUUGUACUACAGUACCCAAGAUGGCCUUCAACUACUUGUCUGGAAGGAAAUCUAUUUCUUUUGCUGGUUGUGGAACACAGAUAUUCUUUUAUGUGUCCCUGCUUGGAUCUGAAUGUUUCUUGCUGGCUGUCAUGUCCUAUGACCGUUAUGUGGCUAUAUGCCACCCUCUUCGAUACACCAUCCUCAUGAAUCAGAAACUCUGCAUGAUUUUGACUGUUGCUUCCUGGAUUCUUGGCUCUCUUGAUGGCAUCAUUGUGCUUGCAGCUGCCUUGUCCUUCUCUUACUGUAGCUCUCUGGAAAUCCAUCAUUUUUUGUGUGAUGUUGCUGCCCUUAUACCACUGUCAUGCACAGACACCUCUGUAUUUGAAAGAUUACUUUUCAUUUGCUGUGUGGUAAUGUUAAUCCUGCCAGUCUCUGUUAUCAGCAUUUCUUAUUACCACGUCCUUCGAGCUGUCAUCCGCAUGAGCUCUGAGGAAAGUCGCCGCAAGGCUUUCACCACCUGUUCUUCUCACUUGGCUGUGGUUGGACUCUAUUAUGGUGCCGCCAUGUUCAUGUACAUGAGACCAUCCUCCAACCAUACACCAAACCAGGACAAGAUGGUGUCAGCUUUCUAUACCAUCUUAACACCCAUGCUGAACCCCCUCAUUUAUAGCCUCCGCAACAAAGAAGUAUACCGGGGACUGAAAAAGUUAUUGAAGAAAGGAAAGUUAAUGUAA